Saprolegnia parasitica CBS 223.65 is the source of this 4111-nucleotide messenger RNA. RefSeq lists its product as hypothetical. The transcript has 7 exons. NCBI's taxonomy places the organism in Eukaryota, Oomycota, Saprolegniomycetes, Saprolegniales, Saprolegniaceae. Gene Ontology annotation, biological process: phospholipid translocation. Gene Ontology annotation, cellular component: plasma membrane. Gene Ontology annotation, molecular function: ATP hydrolysis activity; ATP binding; ATPase-coupled intramembrane lipid carrier activity. The record is from RefSeq and is a predicted model, not a curated record. The coding region runs from base 81 to 4061 and encodes 1326 amino acids.
GAAACACGACGAGUAGUUUCGGGCCGCAUUCCGUGCAACGCGUCAAAGCACUCUACCGACGGCCGCGGGUUCGCAUUAGCAUGACCGAGGACCCGCUGCGCGUGCAAGUGAACGUGGAGCCGACGUCGCCGUACCAGAUGGUGCUGUCGCCGCAUCAGUCGCCGAUCGACGACGCCGAGGCCUUCCGCACGGUCCAUCUCAACGACGCACCGGCGAACGCAAGCUACCGGUACUGCAGCAACACGAUCGUGACGUCGCGCUACACGCCGCUCAACUUUCUGCCCAAGAUCCUUUGGUACGAGUUCAGCAAGCUCGCCAACUUUUACUUCCUCGUCAUCUCGGUCAUGCAAUGCAUCAAGCCGAUCUCCAAUACGGGCGGCUUUCCGGCCUCGCUGCCCGCGCUCAUUGUCAUUGUAACCAUCGACAUGGCCUUCGCCGCCAUGGAAGACUACCGCCGCCACGUCGCCGACGACACGACGAACUUUGCGCCCGUGCAACGCUACAACCGUUCGAAGAUGGCGUUUGAAGGCUGCACGUCGGAAGAGAUUCGCGUCGGCGAUAUCAUCAAGGUGUGCAACCGCGAAGUGAUCCCGGCGGAUGUUGUGAUUCUCGGCGCGUUUGAACCCGACCCGGCCCGCCCCGCGGGCAUUUGCUACGUCGAGACCAAGAGCUUGGACGGCGAGACGAACCUCAAGCUCCGGCAGGGCCUCGAGUGCACGUACACAACGGUUCAGGACGACUCGCACCUUGCCGACCUCGAAGGCCGCGUGCUCUGCGAGCAGCCCAACAACUCGAUCCAUCGCUUCAGUGGCACGCUCACGCUCCGCAACGGAGUGCAAGAGACCAUCGGCGCCAACGCCAUCUUGCUGCGCGGCUGCACGUUGCGCAACACCGAGUACAUUUACGGCCUCGUCGUCAACACGGGUCCCGACACGAAAAUCAUGAUGGCGUCACAGAAUAAGAAGACGGUCAAGUGGAGCAACAUGGAGCGGCGGCUCAACACUCAGAUCCUCUACAUCUGCGGGCUCAUGGUGGUGCUCUGUCUCUGUGGCGCCAUCGGUGCCACGGUCUGGAACCGCCGGUACCUCUCCAACAAGCCCAACGACAAGGCGUGGUACCUCUUCUUUUCGUCGCGGGACGUGACGGUCGCCAACCCGGUCGCCAACUUUUUUCUGCUCUUUCUGUACUUUUUCCUGCUCCUCAACUCGUUCAUUCCAGUCUCGCUCUACGUGAGUAUGACGAGCGUCAAGUUUGUCCAAGCCUACUUUAUGAACCACGACCUCAAGAUGUACCACGCCGAGUCGGACACGCCGUGCCAAGUGCGCACGAUGUCGCUCAACGAGGAGCUCGGCCAAGUCGACUACGUCUUCUCCGACAAGACGGGGACGCUCACUUGCAACGUCAUGGAGUUCCGCAAAUGCUCGAUCCGCGGCGUCGCGUACGGGCUCGGCGACACGGAGGUCGGGCUCGCGGCCAAGCGCCGCCAAGGCAAGUGCGACGAGACGACCGUCGACUUGAGCCAGCAUCGGUCGGUCACGGCACCGUUCGUCAACUUUCAGGACGACGCGCUCUUUGUCGCGGACCCGGAGACGCUUGCGCCGUUUUUUGAGCACCUCGCGGUGUGUCACACGGUCAUGCCCGAGACCAGCGCGGACGGAUCGCUUCGGCUGUCGGCGUCGUCGCCCGACGAGCAGGCGCUCGUGGCGGCGGCCGCCUGCUUUGGCUUCAAGUUCUUUGCGCGUGCGCCGGGCGAGGCGGUGAUCGAGAAGCUCGACUACCUGGGCGGAGACUCGGAUGCGUCACGCGGCGUCGUGACGUACAAAGUCCUCGACGUCCUCGAGUUCAACUCGACGCGGAAGCGCAUGUCGGUCAUCGCGCGUGGUCCCAACGGCCAGCUCGUGCUCCUCUGCAAGGGUGCCGACACGGUCAUUUACGAACGCCUCUCGGAAACGACGAGUGCGGCGGUCGCCCUUGUGCGCCAGAAGACCUUGGAGCACAUGGAGAUGUUUGCUUCGGAAGGACUUCGGACACUUGUGAUUGCAUCGGCGCCGAUCGACGAAGCGUUCUACGCCGAGUGGUCGGUCAAGUACCGCGCCGCCUGCAACGACAUGCGCGAAAUCGAGCGGCGGCGGGAAGGCGAGCCGAACGCAAUCGAUCUGCUCAUGGAAGAGAUGGAGAUGGACCUCGAGAUUCUCGGCGCGACGGCCAUCGAAGACAAGCUCCAGGAAGGUGUCCCGGACACGAUCGCCAAGCUGCGCGAAGCCGCCAUCAAGGUGUGGAUGCUCACCGGCGACAAGCAAGAAACCGCCAUCAACAUUGGCUUUGCGUGCCAGCUCUUGCACAUGGAAAUGGAGCUCGUCGUCAUAUGCGCCGACGACCAUCCGGACAUCUCGUCGAUCCGCGCCAAGCUCGAAGAGUUCAGCCACGUCCCGGUGCUCGACGACGGCACGCCCGCGGAGCUUGGGCUCGUCAUGGACGGCGAGACGCUCGAGCUGGCGCUCUUGCAUUGUCCCCUCCUGCUCUUGGCGGUCGCGCAGCAGUGCGCGGCCGUGAUUGCGUGCCGCGUUUCGCCAGCGCAGAAAGCGCAGCUCGUGCAACUCGUCAAGUCGAACGUGCCAACCGCCCGGACCUUGGCCAUCGGCGACGGCGCCAACGACGUGAGCAUGAUCCUCUCGGCGCACAUUGGCGUCGGCAUCUCGGGCCAGGAAGGCAUGCAAGCCGCCAACUCGAGCGACUAUGCAAUCGCGCAAUUCCGGUUUCUGAAGCGACUGCUUUUUGUGCACGGCCGCUGGAACUACAACCGGAUGUCGAUCGUCAUCCUGUACAUCUUUUACAAGAACGUCAUGAUGAACCUGACGCAGUACUGGUACAUGUUCUUCACGGGCUACUCGGGCCAGAAGUUCUUCCUCGAAUGGGGCCUCCAAGGCUACAACCUCUUCUUCACGGCCCUUCCGAUCGUGGUCGUUGGCGCGCUCGACCAAGACUUGCCCGACUACAUUUGUGAAGGCUUUCCGCGCCUCUACCGCAUGGGCCAGAGCAACACCAAGUUCAACACGCUCAUCGUGUGGCGAUGGAUCCUCUCGUGCUUCUGGCAGUCGAUGGUCAUCUGCCUCUUCACGGUCUACGGCCUCCAGCUCGAACACUCGACGACGCCGAUGUGGGUCUUUGGCGCGGCCGCGUUUACCAUCGUCAUCGUUGUCGUCACGCUCAAGCUCGCGUUGCAUCAGUACCUCAUCACGGGCUGGCACGUCGCCUUGUUUACUGUCUCGGCCGGUUUCUGGCCCGUCGUCGGCUUCAUCGUAUCGACCGGGACGUUUUCUUUGUACUGGCGCGGCGCCUUCCACGUGGUCAUGUGCUCGCCGGGCUUUUGGCUGAGCUUCCCGCUCAUCCUCUUUGCCGCGCUCUCGCGCGACUACUUUUGGAAGGGCUACCAGCGCGCGUUUUCGCCCACGUAUACGCACUUGGCGCAGGAGGUCCACUGCUUCAAGUGGCACCAAAUCGCGCACCAAUUGCUCUCGUACCCGCCGCCGCCGCAGUUUUGCCUCGCGGAGCUCGAGCGGCUGCAGGCGGCGGCGUCGACGACCGAGAAGAACGACACGAUGGACCAAGAGCUCCGCGGCGAAAAGAACAUGGCGUCCUCGGCGUCGCCAGGCUUCAAGUCGACGUCGACGCGCCGCUUGCGCGGGACCGCGUUCAGCUAUGACGCCGACUCAGUCAUGGCCCAAGGCUUCAUGGCCACGGACACGUCGCUCUCGAAGGCGCGCAUCUCGUUCGAUCGACAUGCAAGCCGCGGCUCCAUGGCGCUGCAAAUGGACCUCGCAGCCCCGAGUGUCGACUCGCCCUAUGAAGUGCAGCGGCAGGAGCGCGGACUCCCGCCCCGCGUUGCCCGGGCGCCGACCGUUGGCAACGUGUUCCAGCACGCGACUGGUCGCCGGACGCGCACACGCCGGGCGUCCUCGAUGGAGGAAUUGACCGCGCGCGAGCGGGAGGCCCUGCAGAUGGUCCGGCGCUUUAGCGUCCGCACGAGCCUCCACGGUCCCCGCGGCGACUUUGCCUUUUGAACAGCACGAAAUUGCAUAUAAAAUAAUAGACGACUAGAUAUUACAAGGGC